Molecule: messenger RNA, 1854 nt
Organism: Stylonychia lemnae
Lineage: Eukaryota; Ciliophora; Spirotrichea; Sporadotrichida; Oxytrichidae
Source: the annotation of a GenBank genome assembly
AUGUGGUAAAAUUUAAUAUACAGAGGAGCAAAGCAAACAUUGCGAAAGAGCACUCUUAGUGCUUCUUACAUGACCAAGAUGAUAUUUGUUUAGCAAAGAAACAUCAACUUUUCUUCCAUAGGAGCUUUAAAUGUAGAUUAGAAGGUUGAACCAAAAAUUAAAUAAAGAAUGAAUAAUGAAUCAAAAUUAUAACAAAAUUAUGUUCACAAUAAUUCUAAUAAUCAAUCCAAUAGUGUCAAUAAAUAGAGUGAUAUGCCACUUAAUUCUAAAUUUACUGGUUAAAACCAGGAAAAUCAAACAUAAUUCGUUUUGAUAAAGAUGAUGAAUCAGUAACCCAUUAGAGGAAAGUAGUUGAUAGAGGAAUUUAAGAUUUAUAUUAAAAUGGUUGACCCUAAUGAUAAAUCUCUCACUUUAACAGUUGCGAGGAACUUGCUUUAUUUCGCAUAAAUUCUAUUUUUUGAGAAAAGAUAAAAUACAGAGCCUAUGAUUUAAGACUUAUGCAAGAUAAUAGAAUAAGCUCUAGAUUUGAUUUAAUCUGAUAUCUAGCCUCAAAGUUAAGAGGAAUAAAUAGUCAAUUCAGCCUCUGAAAACAAAGAAGAGCUGAAAUAACUAAUAGCCAAAUUCCUCGUUAUGGACGACAGUACUCUAGAAAUCUAAGAGAGAAAAGGAAUUAGAAUGAGCCCAGAUUUAGAAGUGAACUUAGAACCAGAAUUUAGACUAAAUGAAAAGGAAUUUGAAAUGCUAUUUCAUAUUUAGGCUAUUGAGGCUAAAUUUGAUAACCUUUUUACACAUAUUACUAUUUACUAGUAACUCAACUUGAAGGAUUUUUAGGCUAUUUUCGAAUCAGCCUGUUUCGUAUUUGGAGAAUUGACUUACGACAACGAAGUUCUUGAUUACUUCGCUGAUAAUUUACUCAUCAGGUUAGAAAAGGAUAGCGAUCAAGUUUCUACGAAAGCAGUUCAUUCAUUACUUAAGACCUUCUCUGAACUAAGAUCUCCUAGAAAAGAUGUCUUCUAAAAGCUCACAGAUAUAACUAUUGAAAUGAUGGAGAACAAUAAAGGUGACUAGGUCCUAUUCUUUUAUUGUUUAACUAGAAAUGCAAGGAUGAACUAGAAGGAUCUAUUUGAAAAGAUUCUUAGAGCUUGCUUAAAACACAGACAAUUCGAUAGAAUCAAGUAUUAGUAGAAUGUUACAAUCAUAUUGUAGGCCUUCAGCAUGAUGAGAUAUUACGAUAUUAAUGUUUGGACCUCAAUUUUGAAAUAAGCAAAAUAUCAUUACAUGCUAAGUUAACCUACGACAGACUAAUUUUAUAGAUAAAUGGAUAUCGCACUCCAUCUUUUUAAAACUGACAAUCCUAAGUUCUUAGAAGAUCCUAAAAAUCAAGAAUUUGCAGAGUUGUAUAAUGAUGCUAAAAAUUUAGUUAAUUACAAAAUUAUAUAAACGGCAGGAUUACCUACAAUUUCAAGAGCUCAUUGCUUUUAUGUUCAUGUUUUGACUUAACUUGGAUAUUCUGAUUUAAAAGUCGAAUAGAAAGUUAAAUGCUUAACAGCUGAUGUCUUCAUCCCUUCAUUGGACAUGAUAAUAGAAAUUCAUGGGCCAAAUCAUUAUAAAAAUGGAACCUCUAUGCCAAUAGGAUCAGCUACAUAUGUAGAAAGAAUUUUUAGGUAAUAUCACAAGCAUUUUUUGGCUGUCCCAUUUCAAUACUAUAAUAUGUCACUACUCUAUGGUCAAGAUGAAGAUGUUGCUGCUGGAAUGUAAUACAUUUAAAAGCUAAUAGAUGCAGAAUUAUAAAGAGGAAAGCAAUAAGAAGUUUAAAGCUAGGAUAAGUAGAAUAAACUUGAGGGAAAUCAAUGA